Molecule: messenger RNA, 912 nt
Organism: Ailuropoda melanoleuca (giant panda)
Lineage: Eukaryota; Metazoa; Chordata; Mammalia; Carnivora; Ursidae
Gene: PMP22
Product: peripheral myelin protein 22
Exons: 5
Coding region: 338-820 (160 amino acids)
Cellular component (GO): plasma membrane
Source: RefSeq, a predicted model, not a curated record
ACUUUCUCCCGGGGCGGAUUGAAGGCCGAGUAACUGUCUCCUGCCCUCCCUCCCUCCUGUCCUCUCUCCGCCCUGAGGCCCGCCCCCCUGCACAAGCUGACCCAGGGACACACCCUAUUGCAGCGACGCAGACAGGGCGUUGUUCCCGUUAAAGGGGAACGCCGGGAGCCUCCCUCUGGCCCCUCGCUUCGCGCGCGCAGCCUGGCACCGCAGCUGUCUUCGCGGACGCCAGCAGCCGAGCAAACGCACCGAGCUUGUUCCGGAGGCCACACUGAGGAUCGGGGACAACCAUUCCUUUGGGCUGCAGGAACUCCGCCGAGCACAACUCGCCGCCAGAAUGCUCCUCCUGUUGCUGGGUAUCAUCGUCCUCCACGUCGCAGUGCUGGUGCUGCUGUUCGUCUCCACGAUUGUCAGCCAAUGGAUCGUGGGCAAUGGACACAGCACUGACCUCUGGCAAAACUGUAGCGUUUUGUCUUCGAGCAACGUCCUCCACUGUUACUCGUCAUCCACGAACGAAUGGCUGCAGUCUGUCCAGGCCACCAUGAUCCUGUCCGUCAUCUUCAGUGUUCUGUCCCUGUUCCUGUUCUUCUGCCAGCUCUUCACCCUCACCAAAGGGGGCCGGUUUUACAUCACUGGAAUCUUCCAAGUCCUUGCCGGUUUAUGUGUGAUGAGUGCAGCAUCGAUCUACACGGUGAGGCACCCGGAAUGGCAUUUCGUCACUGAAUACUCCUAUGGCUUUGCCUACAUCCUGGCCUGGGUGUCCUUCCCCCUGGCCCUUCUCAGCGGCGUCGUAUAUGUGAUCUUGCGGAAACGCGAAUGAGGCGCCCAGACAGCUGGUCUGAGGCACCGAGCAUACCUAGGGGAAGGGAGGAAGGAAACCAGAAACCAGGAAAAAAAGAAAAAAAAAAAAAA